GUUUAGUUAUGUCUGAGGUGAGUAUUUUAUAGGCAACAAGAAUAACAGUCCAGAACCCCGCCAACUUUUCAGACUGCUUGACGCUCCCGAUAUAGCUUGCUCCGUUGCACUCGCACCCCUAUUUUUAACCCGUACUCGUUCCCGCUCGCACUUGUGGGUUUUCUUGGGAUUUUCUCGGGCAUGCGCAGAGCGUCGCGACGCACGUGUCGGUGUAACUUCUGGUGAGGUAUGUCGUCCUGGUAUCGGGCGCGCCUAGGGCGGCCGCUUCGCGCCGCCGCCCAGCGCCGCAGCCGCCCUAACCUCCGCCCGCCCAGAAGCAAGUAAGGCCGCUAGCGAUACGGUCCGCUCAACUUCAGAUUCGCGACCGUGGACGUGCAAAGUUACGCUUUACGCGUUUUAAAAAACCGACGUAUAAAAAAAGUGUUAUAAGUUUAAUAUCAUUUUAAAAAUAUUCCUCUUUAAAUCUACCCACACUUUGUCUGUUUUAAAUUUUAACAAAGUUUGUUUUUGCAGGUUUUAAUAUUUGUUUGGUGUAAGUUUUAGUGAGUUAAGUGUGUGCCUCAGGUCCUGGUGGUUUGCUGAUGAUCUUCAGAUCCUGAGUCUUCUGCAGCCGACCCUCAAAAUGAGACGUCAAGUAACAGUUCCAGUGGCGAGUCCGCCGGGCAGCGCGGGCGCGCCGCGGGAGGAGGCGCCGCGCCCCCCUCCGCCUCCCGCACCGCGCAACGGCACCCCUAAACAAGGUGGCCUCACGAUAGUGCGGCGAUCCUCAAGCCGCCACAAGAACGAAAGCUGUCCCACGCCCACUGACGAACAGUUAGACCAACUGAGUCUCGACACUGACCACUUGCCCGCCGUCGACACGCCUGACGCAUGCGACAAGGCCGCACUUAGAUUACGCUAUCUCCUUAGACAAUUAAAUAGAGGCGAAAUAUCAGCAGAAACACUACAAAAAAACCUACAGUAUGCAGCCAGAGUGCUCGAAGCAGUAUACAUAGAUGAAACCAAACCGGCCGUGGCGAGGCAGCAGUCGGCCCCAACCCUGGUGUUUAGGAGAUUGGCGGACGAAGAUGACGAGUUGUCUGAGGUGCAGCCGGACGCCGUGCCGCCGGAGGUGCGGGAGUGGCUGGCGUCUACAUUCACGCGGCAGCUGGCGACCGCCAAGCGGAAGUCGGACGAGAAGCCCAAGUUCCGGUCGGUGGCGCACGCGAUCCGCGCCGGGAUAUUCGUGGACAGGAUAUACAGGCGGGUGACGAGCACGGCGCUUAUGCAGUUCCCACAGGACGUCGUCAGAGUGCUGAAGACGCUGGACGAGUGGUCUUUCGACGUGUUCGCGCUGUUCGAGGCGGCCGCGGGGGCGCCACUGAAGUACCUGGGCUACGAGCUGCUCAACCGAUACGGGAUGAUACACAAGUUUAAGGUCCCUCCGACGAUCCUAGAAAGCUUCCUCAGCAGAAUAGAAGAGGGCUAUUGCAAGUUCAACAACCCCUACCACAACAACCUACAUGCGGCGGACGUCGCGCAAACCGUACACUACAUGCUUUGCCAGACGGGACUUAUGAACUGGCUAUCAGACCUGGAGAUCUUCGCCACGCUGGUCGCGGCGGUGAUCCACGAUUUCGAGCACACCGGCACCACGAACAACUUCCACGUGAUGUCCGGCUCGGACACGGCGCUGCUAUACAACGACCGCGCUGUGCUCGAAAACCACCAUAUCAGCGCCGCCUUCAGGCUAAUAAAAGACGAGGAAUGCAACAUUCUUCAGAACCUGUCGCGCGACGAGUUCCGCGAGUUCCGCACCCUCGUCAUCGACAUGGUGCUGGCAACCGACAUGAGCUUCCACUUCCAGCAGCUGAAGAACAUGCGCUCAUUACUGACGCUGGCUGAGCCUACGGUGGACAAGUCAAAGGCGGCGUCCCUGGUGUUACAUUGCUGUGAUAUUUCGCAUCCUGCCAAGAGAUGGGACCUCCACCACCGAUGGACGAUGAGCCUCCUGGACGAGUUCUUCCUCCAAGGCGACAAGGAACGCGAACUAGGGCUGCCAUUUAGCCCCCUUUGCGACCGUAACAACACAUUGGUCGCGGAAUCCCAGAUCGGGUUCAUAGAGUUUAUUGUAGAGCCCAGCAUGGGGGUGUGUGCUGAUAUGUUGGAAUGCAUCCUUGGGCCUCUGCACUCUAGCAGCAAGACUGGAGCUAGUCAAGAACCGAUUAGUGAGGAUGCUCCGGGGAAAAUCGUAAACGAAACCAGCACAAAGUUCAAGAUCCGAAAGCCAUGGGUCGCCUGCCUCAGUGACAACAAGAAAAUUUGGAAGGAGCAAGCUGCUAAAGAUGCAGAGGCCCGAGCCAAGGCCGAAGAGGAAGCCAACAUCCCCCCAGCUCCUGCGCCGACAGAAGAAUAAUAUUUAGCCACAUUUGUAAAUAGCGUUAAAUCUAACUGUUACAACAUGUUCUCUUCGCUCUUGAAGAAAACUUAAAUUUCCGUUGUUUGUGUGUAAAAAUGCUUGCAGUAAUUAAACGUCGCUGCGUUCGAAAUUUAAAUAAGUAUCCUGGCAACAUUUUCGCUUCCUUGAAGUAGGCAAAGACCUUUUACAAUGCAUGUGCUCGAAAA
Messenger RNA from Cydia strobilella, 2604 nucleotides. RefSeq names its product dual specificity calcium/calmodulin-dependent 3',5'-cyclic nucleotide phosphodiesterase 1-like (gene Pde1c). Gene Ontology annotation, biological process: signal transduction. Bases 623 to 2395 code for a protein of 590 amino acids. The transcript has 13 exons. NCBI's taxonomy places the organism in Eukaryota, Metazoa, Arthropoda, Insecta, Lepidoptera, Tortricidae. Gene Ontology annotation, molecular function: calmodulin-activated 3',5'-cyclic-GMP phosphodiesterase activity; 3',5'-cyclic-AMP phosphodiesterase activity. The record is from RefSeq and is a predicted model, not a curated record.